This is a messenger RNA of Dromiciops gliroides (monito del monte), 2750 nucleotides long. RefSeq names its product CTD nuclear envelope phosphatase 1 (gene CTDNEP1). Gene Ontology annotation, molecular function: protein serine/threonine phosphatase activity. The record is from RefSeq and is a predicted model, not a curated record. The transcript is spliced from 8 exons. Bases 671 to 1405 code for a protein of 244 amino acids. Lineage: Eukaryota; Metazoa; Chordata; Mammalia; Microbiotheria; Microbiotheriidae.
UCAGAAGGGAGGAGGAGGAAGGGGAGAGAGGGAGGACUCUAGGCGGUAAAAUGGCGCCUGUCAGGCUGGGGGAUGUGGCGGCAGAGGCAGCGGCCCUGCUUCCGAGCGGUUAAGGCAUCCCCCGAGUGUGGGGGGGGGGAGACCAGCUUCAGGCCCGCGCCUCAUACUUCGUGGCUCCCCCUCCCCUCUUUCCGCUCUCUCUCUUUCUCCUUCCUUAUUUCCAGCUCCGCGCGCCCCGCUCUCUCAGCCCUUCCCUUCCUCCCGCCGGCUUUCCUGCACUCAACCACCUAGUGCGCCUGCGCCGCGGGCUUCCCUCUUCUUCCCCCUUUCCCUCCCCCCUCAUCUGCCCCCUUCCCUCUCUGUCCAAGGACCCUACCCUAAAAUCUCUUGCCCCUAUUUAGCGUGUAUUUCCCCCCUUUCAGGGUACCCUCCUGCGGGUCCCCAAGGACUUGCCACAUCUUUUUACCUAUUUAGGGACAUUUCUCCCAUUUGGGGGGGACCUCCUUGAGCUGCAUCCCCCUCCCCGUGUCCUAGCUGUAGCUUAUUAGUGCUUGAACCCCGUACCUUUCCCCUCCCAACAGCGGGAGGGGGAAGGGGAGGCACUGCCCCCGGGGGCCUGGCUGAGCCGGGCCCCGGGGCCCCCAGGGCCAUCAGGGCCAGGGGCGUCGGGAUGAUGAGGACUCAAUGUCUCCUGGGUCUGCGCACUUUCGUGGCCUUUGCGGCCAAGCUCUGGAGCUUCUGCCUGUACCUUCUGCGGAGACAGGUCCGAACGAUAAUUCAGUAUCAGACUGUUCGAUAUGACAUCCUUCCUCUAUCCCCUGUGUCCCGAAACAGGCUUGGCCAGGUAAAGCGAAAGAUACUAGUACUGGAUCUGGAUGAAACUCUUAUUCACUCCCACCAUGAUGGGGUCCUGAGGCCUACAGUUCGACCAGGAACACCUCCUGACUUCAUCCUCAAGGUCGUAAUAGACAAACAUCCUGUCCGUUUUUUUGUACAUAAGAGGCCCCAUGUGGACUUCUUCUUAGAAGUGGUGAGCCAGUGGUAUGAGCUGGUUGUAUUUACAGCAAGUAUGGAGAUUUACGGUUCAGCUGUGGCUGACAAGUUGGACAAUAGCCGGAGCAUACUUAAGAGACGAUACUACAGACAGCACUGCACUUUGGAGUUGGGCAGCUACAUCAAGGACCUCUCUGUGGUCCACAGUGACCUUUCCAGCAUUGUGAUCCUGGAUAACUCCCCAGGAGCCUAUAGGAGCCAUCCAGAUAAUGCCAUCCCAAUCAAGUCCUGGUUUAGUGACCCCAGUGACACAGCACUCCUCAACCUACUCCCUAUGCUGGAUGCUCUCAGGUUCACUGCCGACGUCCGAUCUGUGCUGAGCCGAAACCUUCACCAACAUCGGCUCUGGUGACGGCCACUUCCCCCCCCCCCCACCCCCCACGCACACAAAUGGAGCGGGGGAAGGGAGGUAGAGCCCUUGGGCUGCUUGCUCCAUCCCCAGCCCAUUUCUGAGGACUGCCUGGCCUGGGCCAUCUACACUCCACUUGGAGGCCAGAUGGACAUACAAGCCCAGAUACUGAAACAGCCUCACCAUGUUCACACACUCCCUGGAAACUCCAGGUUGGGAUACAGACUGUGGCCUGGGAGGGCCAAAACAGCCCCCAUGUCAGGGGUGAAAGACUGGUCAGAGGUAGGGAGAGACUGACCUAGGAGGGUCAGACAGAUGCUAAACCAGCUCUGUUGUGAUUUGAUUUUUUUUUUUAAAAACUCUUGUAAAAAACAGCUCUAACUCUUCACUGCUACUGGGGGGGGGGGGUAUGGGAGGGGAACCCAGGGCUUCAUCCAGCCCACUGAUUUCUUCCCUCCCUCUCAACAUCUUGCCAAGUCGUCUCUUUUUGUAACCAUCUUCAGCCUCCUCCCCAUUGAACCAUGCAUUAUAACUUUGAAAUUGAAGCUGCCCAGGCCCCAUCUCUGGGAUCUUGGGAAAGAGGGUUGGUGGGCCCCUGGGAAAGGGGUAUUGCCCUAUCUUCCUCUACUUUGGGGAGGGUCAGCAUAAAGUUUUGGUGAAGACUAGUGGAGAGAAGCAAUGAAAGGGGAGUUUAUGUUUUGCUUAGUGGUGGAUUGUCUGAGGGAGGAGCUACGGUUUAUCUGCAUUAGGAAGAGAGGCUGGUUAGAUUUAGAAGUGGCAGAGGGGAGGGUGGCUGUUUACAAGUGCCCUGCUCUGAUUAAGAGAAUUGAGCAGAACAGGGUCGGCCCACAGGUUCUGGGCGGGGCUACGGUGACAAGCUCCUCUCCGUUCUUUGGCCCUCAUUGGUUCCCUGAUACAUCAAUUCUACACCGGAUCUACUUCCACUUCCUUGUCACGUGACACCCCCAUUUUUAUGACGCCUCACGUACCCCCAAGUCCUGUGUUGACGUAGUUCGCUUUCCUCCCUCAAUCUACCUUUUGGGACCUUAGUGCCCCAAGGUUAUGCGCUGUUAGCACUCCAUGUUAAAUCCAGGUGCUUUUCUGGUUUUCGACCUCCCAACUCCCAUUCCCACCUUGGCACUAUUUUGUUUUGAUGUCUGCAAAAUCCCCUGCGUAGCAGCACUUUCCUUAAAUCCAUUCGUCGUAACUGUCUCCAUUCUUUUCGGGAUCCCUAGUGGUUAAAAAGUCUGCAUCUGCUCACACCCCUAUGGCAUCUGAAAUAUAGUCUGAGUCGCCUUCACCGUGCGCAUCGGGACAGCGAAUCCGUUGCCGUAAUUUCGUAAAUCCG